This is a messenger RNA of Ochlerotatus camptorhynchus, 711 nucleotides long. RefSeq lists its product as uncharacterized. The transcript is spliced from 2 exons. NCBI's taxonomy places the organism in Eukaryota, Metazoa, Arthropoda, Insecta, Diptera, Culicidae. The coding region runs from base 1 to 711 and encodes 236 amino acids. The record is from RefSeq and is a predicted model, not a curated record.
AUGUCGAUUGCCUCUCGCUUUGGUGCCUUCACAUCCAAUCUUGACUGCUUGGUUUUACCGAAGCUCGCCGUUGCACUACCCAGAUUCAGCAUCGACGUAACACCCUGGCGGAUUCCAAGGCAUCUUCCACUUGCCGAUCCGCAGUUCAACAUUAGCCAAGGGGUUGAUGUCAUCAUCGGCGCUGAGCUUUUCUACUUGCUUCUGGAAAACCAGCAGAUCAUUCUCGAUACUGGCUAUCCAAUCCUCCAAAAAACCGUUCUUGGUUUCGUCGUCUGUGGCAAAGUCAUGGAACAAGCUACCACAGAGGUAGUUGUGCAGUCUAGUCAUCUCUGCACCGACGAGUCACUCGAUUCCCAGUUGGAAAGGUUCUGGGAGAUUGAGAAUCUUGAUAGCGAGAAGGCAUUCACUCCAGACGAGCAGUUCUGUGAGAAACAUUUCCAGCAAUCCAUUUCGAGAGACGAGAAUGGCCGAUACGUCGUUCGUCUUCCGUUGCGGGAUGAAUUGGUUUCGCUAAUCGGGGACUCGUAUACUCCUGCACUUCGUCGACUGCCGUCGAUGAAGAAGAAGUUUGCCGUUGACGAAAACUUUCAUGAAGAAUACAGUAACGUUCUGGAGAAGUACCAGAAGUUGGGCCACAUGGAGAGAGCACAACAACAAAGACUCGAGUUGUAUUCGAUGGAUCCAGCCAUGGUGCUAACGGCCUGUCGAUAA